Plasmopara halstedii is the source of this 597-nucleotide messenger RNA. RefSeq lists its product as uncharacterized. NCBI's taxonomy places the organism in Eukaryota, Oomycota, Peronosporomycetes, Peronosporales, Peronosporaceae. The record is from RefSeq and is a predicted model, not a curated record. The transcript is spliced from 2 exons. The coding region runs from base 1 to 597 and encodes 198 amino acids.
AUGACCGGUAAGGACGCGUGGAAACCCUUCGUCAAGUUCGAGUAUCAGAAACUGCUACCAGCAGAGCUUCGUAACAAGCUGCGCAAACUGCUUGUCUUUACGGAAGCUACGGGCACAAAGCAAUUAAAUCAAUCGCCUGCUUUUUCGCAAGGUUAUCGCUAUCCUUCGCCGGAUAAACAAGCUGAGGGUGUUUUUGUGCCAUCCAGUGAUUCCAAGGAUAGUAUUUACAAUAUCAACUACUAUACGCGCGACAUCCGCCGCUUCCCCUUCCCUAUCGAAGUCGGAAUGCAUCCAUCUCUUCCCAUCGAGAAACGAGUUGAGAUCCCAGCGGAUGCUAAACGUGGAUCACCAGGGAACAAAAAUCCGGCCGUACUGAGUUACGAUCCUACAGGAACUCGAUCAGCCAUGAGCACAACCCAUGAAGCGCGCGACAAACUCAUUCAACAGCAUGUUUCCACGCACAAUGUGCGUUUUGAGUGGGAGGGUGAUGCUGAGGAUGAAAUUCUUGAGGAUUGCAUAGCGAAAAACUUGCCGCCUGCCCCUGGUCGCCCAUUUGUAUGGAACUUUCCAUCUCAAAGUCGCGUCAUGCGCUGGUAA